Molecule: messenger RNA, 3076 nt
Organism: Agrilus planipennis (emerald ash borer)
Lineage: Eukaryota; Metazoa; Arthropoda; Insecta; Coleoptera; Buprestidae
Gene: Hr39
Product: nuclear hormone receptor FTZ-F1 beta
Exons: 11
Coding region: 501-2786 (761 amino acids)
Biological process (GO): regulation of transcription by RNA polymerase II; hormone-mediated signaling pathway; tissue development
Cellular component (GO): RNA polymerase II transcription regulator complex
Molecular function (GO): nuclear receptor activity; RNA polymerase II cis-regulatory region sequence-specific DNA binding; zinc ion binding
Source: RefSeq, a predicted model, not a curated record
UUAUUGUUUUUACAUGACGAUUGCCAAGUGACCCGAGUGACCAUUUUUUUAUGUCAAAAGAAGUGAAUUUUGACUGCCUUUACAUACGAUAUAAUUUUUUAGUUGUUCUUCGUGCAUCGAUUUGUGUCUGUGCGGUCAUUAUCUCUCGUUUUUUUUGUAUGCAAUUGUUUUAUCCAGCUGGUAAUAUGUUUUUAUAUGGUGCAGUUUCAGUUGAGCAAAAAAAACAGCGUGGUGCGCGUAUAUAAUUUACCUGUGGCCGUGUCAAUAAACUCGAUCCAAAGGUGUGCCUAUGUAACAACAGUCGUGAAAGUGAAAAUUAAGGAUUAUUGCAUUAUUGAAAAAUUGGAUACGACUUUUCCAUUUUAUUCAAUCCUCCAGGAAUGUUUUUGCAACGAGAAACACAUUUAAUGACAACAGGUUACAGGUCGUGUACUUUGACGAAAAGAUGAGAAAAAAAGGUCAUUGCAGGGGCGGUGGGGUAAGCUGAUCUCUAGAAUGUCAUGGCAGCCGAAAUGAGGUCGCCAAACGUUUCCGUUACCCCCAUUAAAGUGGAGCAGUAUUCUCCACCCGCCACCCCAACGGUGUUCUCUAACGGAACUCCGCCCGCAACCCAUCAGCAACGAUUGACCACCCAUUUAUCCCUCAAUGAAUCUCCACAUCAUGGCAGUCGCCCAUCGUCUGUGGCCAACACCCUCGCCGUUCUUCCUAAUGGAGACAUUUUGGACAGCAGUUCGGACGCGGAGGUUGCUCAAAUUGACUUCCUCCAAUCGACCAUGGUGAACAUGAGACAAAAAAAGAAGAAACGCGACGAAAUCCCGAGACCUAUGUCGUGGGAGGGAGAGCUCUCAGACGGCGACAAUGAGAUGUGUAUAGAUGAGGACAGUAUAUCUCAGUUGCCCGAAAAUCUGUCGGUUUCUCGGCCGAAAGAGGAAGACACGUGUUCACCGGUUCGUUUAAAGCCACAAAAGCAACUGCAGUCAACGACAGUGAGUGCUACACCAGCCCCGAACUAUUCGUUACACAGCACCCCGAACAAUUCACCGUUACUGGGACAACGACAUCCAACCAGCGUACCUCUGCUCACGUCCCAUCACAAGGAAUUGAUGCAAAAGGCCCUCAACGUGCCUCCGACACCUAGUCCUGACUCGGCCGUCCAUUCCGCCUACAGUGUGUUCAGUUCUCCUAGCCAGUCGCCGCUGACGCAACGCCAUCUUACCCCUAACCUAAGCCGAAAUAAUAGCGACGCCUCACACUCGAGUUGUUGCAGCUAUUCGAGCGUUUCAGUUUCUGUUUCACCCACUCAACAGUUCUCGCCUACCCAUAGCCCCAUACAGGGGCGUCACGUGCCCAAUGCCGUCCAUAAUAGUCCUUUGCAUCACAACGUGUUGUAUCGCUCAGUCCAGGACGACAGUAGUGUGCAGUACUCCACACAUCCUGAUCAUGAGGUGUUAGAGGAGACCGACGACAAGACCGGAUUGACGCACGCAUCUCUUCCUCCUCAGUCAGGCAUUUCAAGACAACAGCUCAUUAAUAGUCCUUGUCCUAUAUGUGGUGACAAGAUUUCUGGCUUUCACUACGGCAUCUUUAGUUGCGAGUCGUGCAAAGGAUUUUUUAAACGAACCGUUCAGAAUCGAAAGAAUUAUGUAUGCCUGAGGGGCGCCUCCUGUCCCGUAACCGUAACCACGAGGAAAAAGUGCCCAGCAUGCCGCUUCGACAAGUGUUUGCAGUGCGGUAUGAAAUUGGAAGCAAUAAGAGAAGAUAGAACUCGAGGUGGUCGUUCGACGUACCAAUGCUCAUAUUCGUUGCCGCCGUCACUUAUAGGGCAUACGGAAUUGCGAACCAGUAGCACAACAGAUCUACGACAGGGUUAUAGCGAUCUAGCGCCCCAAGUCUUCCGAGUUAAACUAGAGCCAAGUGAACAAGGCUCCGGAUCGCAGUAUCCAAAGAGGUCAACGCCUCCCGUAUCCGCACGACUCAGUGUCCCUCCAUUAUUGCAGGAAAUAAUGGAUGUGGAGCAUCUUUGGCAUUAUAGUGACGUGGAGCUGAGCAAGAUAAAUGAGUGUACGUUUGGAGGAGACGCAGUUGGAACAACCACGACAGCGACGAGUACGGCAUCCGGCACUCCUGUGCCGAAUAUUUCGUCACACCCUUUGUUAGCGGGUACGGCGCUCGCGGGAUCUGCUGACACGAACCCAGAUUUUGUAGCAAACCUAUGUAGCAUCGCCGACCAUCGAUUGUACAAGAUCGUUAAGUGGUGUAAGAGUUUGCCACUUUUUAAAAAUAUCUCGAUCGACGAUCAAAUUUGCCUUCUCAUUAAUUCAUGGUGUGAAUUAUUGCUUUUUUCGUGUUGUUUUCGUUCAAUUUCAACGCCAGGUGAAAUUCGGAUUUCAGUUGGAAAGAACAUAACUCUGGAGAAGGCGAAAGAGAUGGGCCUGGGGGCUUGCAUCGAACGCAUGCUCAAUUUCACAGAUCAUCUAAGAAGACUGCGUGUCGAUAAGUACGAGUAUGUCGCGAUGAAAGUCAUCGUACUUCUUACGUCAGAUACAUCGGAGUUGCGUGAAGCCGAAAAAGUACGUGCGAGCCAGGAGAAAGCACUACAAGCGUUACAGCAUUAUACAUUGGCACACUAUCCUGACACGCCAGCCAAAUUUGGAGAGCUCCUUUUGCGAAUUCCCGAACUUCAGAGGACUUGUCAGGUUGGAAAGGAGAUGCUGACCAUAAAGUCGAAGGACGGCGAAGGCCCAAAUUUCAACCUUCUACUCGAGCUAUUGCGUGGGGAUCAUUAACGUUGACAUGUUUUCUAGGCCCCUCUUUUGUCCUAAACGUCGUCAUUCUCUCAUUGUGCCUUAUUUAGCUUUGGUGGCGGUGUUUUUAUUUUAUUCCUUUUCUAUUCCGUUUUGUUUUUCUCGACUUUUGCCCCUUUUUUCUGCUUCAUUUCCUCUCAUGAUAUUAUUAUUUUAAUUAUUCCUCUUUACGAACAGUAUUUUUUCCUGCUUUUUCAAAUGUUGUUAGCUUUAAUUUGAACCAAUUGCAUGUACUUAGACAGGUGUUUCCUCGAUUUUUUUUAAAUAUAUAU